GGAAAUGGUACCAUUACUAUUGGGGGCCUGCUAAGGUAGCAGAAGCGCCUCGGAGCGUGUAGCAUAGUUUCGGGGGCUGGUGUUUUUUUUUUUCUCUUUGGGGGGUAUUUUUUCCCUUGUCCUAUAAAAUCUCAUAAUUUACAUCCACCAUGCCAGUUCGUACAGAGACUUAUAAUAACUCCACUGCAUCUGGCUUGUCUCUCAUCCCACCGCCUCCUAUCAACACGCAACAGCCCGGGGUUGCUACUACUUUGCUAUACAGCGGGUCUAAAUUCCGGGGACACCAAAAAAGUAAAGGUAAUUCUUACGACGUGGAGGUGGUACUUCAGCAUGUAGAUAUGGAAAGCUCGUACCUUUGUGGAUAUUUGAAGAUCAAAGGGCUAACAGAGGAGUUCCCAACUCUCACCACGUUUUUUGAAGGAGAGAUAAUAAGUAAAAAGCAUCCAUUUUUAACAAGGAAAUGGGACGCGGAUGAAGAUGUUGAUCGCAAACACUGGGGGAAGUUUCAGGCAUUUUUUCAGUAUGCAAAAACAUUUAAUUCAGACGACUUUGACUAUGGAGAACUGAGGAAGAGUGAUUAUGUCUUUAUGAGAUGGAAGGAGCAGUUUCUAGUCCCAGAUCACACAAUCAAAGACAUCAGUGGUGCUUCCUUUGCUGGAUUUUACUACAUUUGCUUCCAAAAAUCCACAGCUUCUAUAGAGGGCUAUUACUAUCAUAGGAGUUCUGAAUGGUAUCAGUCUUUAAACUUAACACAUGUUCCUGAACACAGUGCUCCAAUAUAUGAAUUUCGAUGACAUCCAGAAAAGUUGAGUAGAUCAGAAGAGAAUGUUGCUGCUCAGACAAUUGCUAAACUGUCAUAUAUACAAAGGUCUGACAGUCCUAUACUGCUGACAGUCGUGUACCGUUGAACAGGUUACCAAGUGAAAGCAUGGAUGUAAAAAAAAAUCAGGUGCUAGCGCAUGGCUGUCGGUGCUUGAUUUGGUUUUCCAAGAGGUUGCUGUUUCUUUUAAUCUGGUUUUAAGCUACUUUUCUUUAACUGCACUUUAUCCUAAACAUGUAUUACUGAGAAGUCAUUAAGUGUCCACCCCCAACACCAAAAGUCUGAUCUUUUCAGAGGAAAAAAAUCACUUUAGUAAACACAUGAUCACAUUCUACAGAUUGUUACAGCAUUUAGGUUAUUCCUUAUAGGGGGGUGAAAUCUCUGGAAGUUGAGGAAGAGGGACAUCCUGACGUAUUAGAAACUGGUGUUUUGAAAGGAUAUAUACCGACUUAUGGAUGCACCUUAUGAAAUCAAAAGUGAGAACAAAAAGAGAAUCUUGCAAAUUCACAGCUUGAAUUUCUGCCUUUUGGCAUAACUUUCAAAGCUUCCAGUUAAGGUGGUUGGAAGUUGUUUUCUUGAAUGUCAGUUUAUUUUUGUGCCAAAUGAUUUGAUGGUUGGUAAGAACACUUUUUUUAAACUUCUGAGCAGUCUAUAAAAGUGGUGGCAGGGUUGGGUCUCCAUUGUAGAGAGCAGAAUGCGUGAUGUGCUACAAGAGCAUUGCUAUAGAACAUCAGGUAACAUUGCAUUAGUGUCUCUCAAGCAGACUUUGUUUGCUUUACCCUUUUACCCCUCCCGUUAGACCUAGCAAAAUUGUUUACUUUUAGGUUGCUCAAAAACACGUAGACACAAGGUGUUUGUAAUACAGAAAGAGGCGCUCACUGUGGAGAAACCAGAUUUUCCAUUGGAAUAGUGUAACCCAGAAAGCAAAGCUUGUGCUGUUUCCCUCUGCAUGAAUAAAUUUCGUGUAAGCUGCACAGGUACAUUUGAGUUGGAGAGAGGUGUGUGCACAUUUCUUGCCUUGUCUUCUGUGAAGUCUGAGGCAUUUGGUAAACAGUACUUUAGGUUAAGAUAGCCUAUAGUUUGGAACUGAUCUUAAUCUAUAAAUACUUCAGCCAGAGUCAUUGUUGGCAGUAAAACAAAAUCAAUCCUCUCACUUUUUUGCACGAAAGUAAAACUCGUUUUAUAAACCAGAGGAGCUUAAAGCAUAAAUUAGAGUGUUUUGUUGUCUAGAAAUUAACUUGAAUGCUUAAUAUGAGGUUGUUACUGACUCUCAUAUCGGGUAGAAUGAAAGCACAGUAAUUAGUGUACUUUGGCAAGGAAGAAGACUGAUCGGUACUGUCAGCUUUGAGGUAUAGAUACUCCCAUAUCUUGGCAAGUUAAUUUAUAACUCAGGCCAAAAUUGUUCCUUUCAGCUUCAUGAUUGGAUUUUUUUUUUUUUUUUAUGUGUGUGUGUGUAUGUGUGUAAAGUAGCAGGUUGACCAUCUGAAAUCCAUUUCAGGGUAACUUCCUUGAAUUUGAAAAACCAUUAAGAAUGCUGUUGGCCUUCUUUUUCGUAAACCAAAAAAAAAAAAAAAAAAACGUAUUCUUUUCACUCAGGCACAAUGCUCACCUUGCUGCUGUUUGUAUUACUAAUUUUUUUUAUCUAUUUUUGUACCUUAGAAGAAAAAGGGAAAUCAAUGCAUUUUUGAUGUACAUGUUUGGAGUCGGGGAAAGGUGUAUAGAACUUUUGUAGCUUCAGCUGCUUUGCUGACUCUGGUGAAUGCAUUAAGUGCAUAAAAUCACUCAGCAGUUAACAGAAGUAAGCAUUUAUUACAACUGUUGUAUUCCUGAUAUACAUUUUAAAGACUUAAUAAUUACAUUAUCUUACUGCUAUCUUAUAUAAGUAGCAACUUGAAGAAAAUGAGAGUUGUGUGGAAGCUUGAUGCACACAUGUUGAAUGCAUACUUUUAGAUUGGAAAAUAUUUUAUCUUCAGUAUGUUGAGUAUAUUAUCUCUGAGGAUCACAGAGUAUUAAAUCCAGAUGUCUCCUGGAUGUCACAGGAGUGCAGGGGCAUUAGCACAGCUGUCUGGGGGAGGAGUAGCUGGAAAGAGGUGAUUGUAUGUGUAGAAACUAUAGGGGAGUGAUGCUUUCCUUGUAUUAGGAUAUUAUUAACUCUGGCUCUGAGCUCUUGUUCUGCUUCCAGAGGCUGUUGAACAUUUAAAUCGUUCCAAGUGAGGAAUAAUAAGAACAGCAGUGUAAUGAAGAAAGUGGAACAGAUUUAGGAUUGCUGCAUCUGUGGAACUGGCAAAUAGGGGGAUCCUUUUUUGGAGUCAAAAGGGACAGAUAUUUUAAAGAAAUGAGUUCUUCCAAGCAGAUGGCUUUCUAAAGUGAUAGCCUGUUGCACACUUUUGUUUCCAGUGUAAAAAAAAAUAUAUAUAUAUUUUCUGUUGUCUUUCCUAAAGUUUGCUAAUCAAGUCAUUUUCUUAGAAAUGAAGUUCAUCUUGCAUCCGGAUUUUAGUUUCAUGUGUUAAAUGCACUUACCAUUAUCACUGUUCCUAGACCCUAUGGUUACUUUCUUUUGGAAUAGAUACCAUCAUUCUCCUUUUGCCACACAGUGCAUGGUUGUAUUGGAAUGAAGAUAGUUCCAUAACCAGUGGAUUUCAACUGCAGACUGAAAUGUACGGACAUGCACACUUGUAUUUUCUAACGCCUUUUCAGCUUUAUAUAAAAAAAUGCAAACAAUGGACUGCCUGUUGCAGCAGUGGUUUCAUUCAAGAGGAUUUUUUAAAUUUAUAUUUAAAAUAAAAUCCUAGCAGUGCUUUUUAUAGUUAAAUCUUUUGGUUAUUUCACAUGUUGCUCUUUUGUUGCUUUUUUCCUGUCUGCAUAUCUGAUUGGAGAUUGGAACUGCAAAUGCAGCAAAUCAAGAUGAACCUCCAUUGCUGUGUGGCCAGACAUUCCUGCUUUCCAUGCAUUUGAUCUGGCAGUACAAAAAGCAACAGCCAUAUUUUUUUUCUUGCAGACUUUUUUCUAGAUGUCUUAGUUCCAUUUAAGUGCAAUAUGAUGAAGGGUAAUUGCUUAAACUCUCGGCAGCUUAGUAACUUGUAAAGGCUCUUUAGCUUUUUACAGUUUAUGUUGCUGCCAUUUGGGCACACACCUCGUCAUCAGGUUGCAAGCAUCAGAAUUGCCUAAUCAUUACUUUUAUCAGAACAUAACAUUUAGUGUCUUGUAGUUUGUUCUGAUAAACCAGGAGUGUUCCUGGUUCACUUUAACUAUUCUUAACAGUUUUUCUUUCUGCUGUUGCAGAAAUGUGCCACAAAACUGACCACUUAAGCCUUUUUAAGUAAAAAAAAGGCUGCUGAUUUUUAAGAGCUCUGAGAUGUGCUAGCCUCUGGAUGGACUCCCUUUUCUAAGCAUGUGCCCUGCAGUGUUCACUAGUUAUAAAAUAUCAUUACCAGAACAUUACUAGAAUUAUUUUAACAUUAGUGUUUUGCUUUCACAUUGGAAUAUGAUUGAGGGCAAGGAGAGGCAUAGCCAUAGGGUAUGGUGUUGACUGCUUUUGGUACAACUCUGACAGCAGGUAUUAAAUGAAAGCCACAGCUGUACAACCCUGUAGGCUGCUGCAUCAGCAGAAAAGUGAAGUCUGCAUGUCACACAAGUUUGUAAAAGCAUAACACUAUUGAUGUUUUGAUUAGGAGUUUUGUUUUUAAUUAUCUGUAUUUUGUAUUGUCUUAUCAGAUGGGUGACAUAAGCUGAUUUUAAAAUGUAUACUUGAGUAAUUUCAGUGCAAAAGGAUGAACAAAUACAUAAAUAAGUACCAGAGGGAAAAGUAAGCAGUUAAUGAAUUUAGUGGGGUGUGUUUUUUAUCAAAUGAAGUGAGCAUGAUACUGGAUGCUUUAUGUGAUUUUGUAAAUCACGUUUUGGCAGAGGAAUUUGGGAAAGAAUACUUUUGCAGAACUGUCCAUCCAAAUAAAAAAAAUAUAUAUAUAUAUAUAUAAAA
Protopterus annectens (West African lungfish) is the source of this 4796-nucleotide messenger RNA. RefSeq names its product GID complex subunit 4 homolog (gene GID4). The transcript has 6 exons. The record is from RefSeq and is a predicted model, not a curated record. Lineage: Eukaryota; Metazoa; Chordata; Ceratodontiformes; Protopteridae. Bases 150 to 794 code for a protein of 214 amino acids. Gene Ontology annotation, cellular component: GID complex; extrinsic component of membrane. Gene Ontology annotation, biological process: protein targeting to vacuole; proteasome-mediated ubiquitin-dependent protein catabolic process; negative regulation of gluconeogenesis.